This is a messenger RNA of Glycine soja, 1533 nucleotides long. RefSeq names its product pathogenesis-related genes transcriptional activator PTI6-like. The transcript has a single exon. Gene Ontology annotation, biological process: regulation of DNA-templated transcription. The coding region runs from base 434 to 1276 and encodes 280 amino acids. Lineage: Eukaryota; Viridiplantae; Streptophyta; Magnoliopsida; Fabales; Fabaceae. The record is from RefSeq and is a predicted model, not a curated record. Gene Ontology annotation, molecular function: DNA binding; DNA-binding transcription factor activity.
AUUUCCCUCUACUCUUCUGUCUUCACUCUUUUCUCCCUCUCUCUCUCUCUCUCUCUCUCUCUCUCCUUCAAUUCGUUACCCAAAUCUCCACCUUUCACGAGAAAAAUAUUUCCUUGAUCCUCCAAUGGGGACACACCCCGUGGUGCACCAUAAAUACCCUUUAAUCCUACCUCUCUCUCCUUGCUUUCUUCCCUCCACUCUCUCUCCUCUUUCCCGCCAACCUCACUCACUAUAACAAUAACAUCUCUGUCUCUCUCUCUUCCUUACCCCUUGCAAUAACCACCCUAAACCCUCCCAUCUUCUACACCUAGCAAAUUACUGCCAUCAACUUAUUUUCCUUCAUCACCCACCACUCUCUAUUUCUCACUUGCUUCAUGCAAUUAAAACUACCACUACCACCUUUUUCCAUUUCCUCACUCUUUUCUUCACUAAAAUGAGUGACACACACCAAACUUUCAUGUCCGUACAACCACCGCUGAAUCUCCACCACCCCUUUAACCCACAAGCCUCAAGCUCAAAUUUUGACGGCGACCCACCAUGCAAAACCGCCGCAAAAACCAAACCUCCGCGCAAGAAGCUACUCCGGGUAAUUCUCACCGACCAUGACGCCACCGAUUCUGACUCCUCCGGUGACGACGACGACCCAAAAAACCCACCGAAACACAAAAAGGUGAAAAGACAAAUCACCCACAUCACCAUAAACCUUCCCUCUUUCUCAGAAGCCCCAACUCCAGCACCAAUACCAACACCUUCUUCGUCUUCUUCUAUUGAUCCGACCCGUUUAACCCUACCCAAGAAACGACCCGCCGUGCCUCGUCGCCGUAGCAAGUUCCGCGGGGUCCGGCAGCGGCCAUGGGGACGGUGGACCGCAGAAAUCCGUGACCCGAAUCAGAGAAAACGGGUCUGGCUCGGAACGUUCGACACGGCGGAGGAAGCCGCCGCCGUGUACGACGACGCCGCCUUGAAGCUCAAGGGCCCCAACGCCGUCACUAACUUCCCCCUCUCCGCCGCCGGAAAAACGGAACAUGAUACCGCGCCGCCGGAGGCGGCUUUCUCCGGCGAAGGUUUUUCAUCUCCCACUUCGGUUCUCACUUACUUUGACGGAGACUCGACGCCACUUUACGGUUUCCGUUACGGCGAGGUCGACGCGUUCGGGUUUGACAUCGAUGCGCCGUUUAGUUUGACAGACGUUAACUUAGGGGUGCUGAGUCAGCGGUUCGGGAAGGAAGAUUUCGGCGAGUUUGACCCGGACGAGUUCUUGACGUGGCCGAGUUAAGGGGCGUAUUUAUCAUUUCGAGAAAAAUACAGGGAAUGUUUAGUAAUUCUAAUGAAGUUUUUUUGUCGUAUUCUGCAUUGAAUUCCGAAACUACCCUCGUGACUAAGUUUUUGUGCAGCUUAGUAGAGUGUUAGAGAGCAAUAGAGUGAUCCAAGUAGUAGUAGAGAAUUUUGUCCUAUGUUAAUUUGUGUAAUUAAUUGUAUUGUUAUGGAGAAAAAGGAUAUGAUGGAAAGUAUUAGAAUGAUUCUAUUGUAGUU